This is a messenger RNA of Cyclospora cayetanensis, 2964 nucleotides long. RefSeq lists its product as uncharacterized. NCBI's taxonomy places the organism in Eukaryota, Apicomplexa, Conoidasida, Eucoccidiorida, Eimeriidae. Bases 1 to 2964 code for a protein of 987 amino acids. Gene Ontology annotation, molecular function: protein binding; nucleotide binding. The transcript has 11 exons. The record is from RefSeq and is a predicted model, not a curated record.
AUGGCGGACAAGGCUGCUUCUUUCGUUGGUUCGGGAAUCCCAACGGUUGGAGGGGAGGCCCCAGUAGAACAGAGCCCAGAGGAGAAGUUCUGUGUGGAAAAAGACUCACCCUUGUGCGACUCAGUCAUGUGGAAGAUGCUUGACAAUUACUAUAAGAAGAUGGCUAUUGAGGCAUGGGCGCAUGACUACGUGCCCUCCUUCGUAACAAGCAACAGCCGCCUCUGUAGAUCAUACGCAAAGAUUAUUGUGAACUUCCUGCAAGAUUGGUUCAAGCGCCCCGAGGCUGACCCCAGCACGCCAGUCACCAUCCUGGAGAUAGGCGGCGGGCACGGACGUUUCACGUUUCUGCUGCUGCGGGCACUGCAGCGGUACAAGCGGCUCUUCGCCAGUCUGGGUCUUCCUGAACGCCCCUUCCUCGUUGUUUUUUCUGAUGUUGCGGAGGCGAAUGUGGCCUUCUGCUCCAAACAUCCUGCGCUCCAGCCAUUUGUGAAAAUGCAGUGGCUCGACUUUGCAGUUUUCGAUGGAAAUAGAGACAGGGAGGUGCAUUUGGUGGUCAAGAAAGAACCCAUAAAGAAUGGCUCAGCUCCUGUUAUUGCGAUCUGCAACUAUGUCUUGGAUUCUCUUCUAACCGAUGCCUGGAGAGUGACGCCCGGGGCGCAAGAACACGAAUUCGAGCGAGCUCUUGUCUCUAUAUACUCCCCGGGAGAGGAGAAGCACUUGGAAGCGCCAGAAAUUAUGCUGCGGAUGACCCUCGGAUGGAACUGGAGAGGAGUCGACUUAGAUUUGGCAUCUGAGGUUUCUGGCCCUGGAGAAAAGAUUGCCUACUUGCAGCAAGAUCAUACAAUUAAGGAGGUCUUGCUACGAUACAGGCAGCUGGAUAAGCAGCUCUCUUUUGUACUGCCGAUAGGGGCCUUUGCUCUGUUCCGCAACUUGCGAGGCAUUGGAGGGGGUCGUCUCUUCUGCCUAGUGGGAGACAAGGGCUAUCCAACGGCCGAUGAGUUUCUGGGGUCCAGAGAUCCUCACAUUGCCAUUCAUGGAUCCAUAUCUUUCAUGCUCAACCUCCAUGCCAUCAGAACAUUCUUCGAGUGCAUGGGCGGAUUUUCCUAUGCUACACCAUACAGGGACACCUUCCAAGUUACGGGUCUUUGGCUGUGUGGGAGUGAGUUCGAAAUGGGACGGAGCAUUGCUGCAUUUGUUGAAGACGUGGAAGACCUAGCACCGGAUGCUUUGAUCAACUGGCAACGCGCUGCGCAGGAGACGGUGUCUGCGGGGGGAGGGCCGGGGAGCAGCAUGAAGUCCUUAAUCUCGUUGCUAAGGUAUUCGGCACACGACGCGGAUGUGUUUCUGAACUUUUCGAAUGAAUUUACAAGUCAGUGCGUGCACCCAUACUUGAACCCGCGUACGGAGCAAGACUUGAUUAACGAUCUGGACGAGACCUUUGAAAACUGGUACAAGCUCAAGAAAGGAGAAGAUGUUGCGGAUGUAUGCGGGCACAUCUGCAUGCGACUUGGCCGAUGUGACAAGGCGCUCAAAUUUCUCCAGGCCAGCGCAGACCUGGAUCCGAAGUUGACGCACCCGUCGACUUACAUCAAUCUCGCAAGCUGCUACAAAGUAGAAGGCAACUUUGAGGCAGGAAUCACUGCGGUUAAGAAGGCCCUAGACAUCGAUCCUUCAUAUCCUCAAGCUGCACACAUGCUGCGCACUCUGAAAAUGUGCAUGAACCCUGUGCGAAUCGCUCUUAUUGGACUUGGAUACUGGAUCCAGUAUGAGGCGCUUCCGCUGCUCCGUCGGGAUAACCGGGUGAAGAUUGUUGCGGUGUUCGCUUUCAAACAUGAGGAGGUCGCCUCGUUGGUUGAGAAGACGGAACUGAAGGGGGUUGAGCUGUACAGCGGGUCUCAAGGGCUCUCCUCCUUGCUGGAAAGAUCAGACAUUCAGGCAGUGCUGGUUGACGUGCACAUGCAGCUAAUGACGUCUCUCUUGCCUCGCGUUUUCGCCGUGAGGAAGCACCUGCUAACGCGGUCUCCUCUCCAGAUGAGCUUGGCUCAAGGUGCUGCCCUCCUGAACCUGUACAAACCAUACAGCAACUCGGUAGUAUGGCAUGCAGUAGAGAACAACAGACAAGAAGAGGCAUUCACGGAGGCUGCAGCCAAGCUGUCUGCCUUGGGGCGCAUUACCUCUGUGUCUUUCAAGUGUGGGACGGAUACUGCUCUGAAGCAUCACUUUUCCUUCGCGCCGUAUGAUAUUAAGCACCACUUGGCCCUCGAUCUUUUACGCAGUGUGACGGCUCUCCGUCAGAUUACGGGUCUAAACAUGAGCUCAGUCUCCGCGCGAGUAGUGGGUGACUUUGCUCCAUGCUGCAGCAGCAAGAGCGCCUCUCCGCAGGCAGAGGACGGUUGCAGCUCCCAGAACGAAAAGGUAAAGAGCACGCGACUCCGCCGUGAAUACGCGAGGCUCAGCGGGUGGCUCACCUUGCUUGACCCCGGAGCACAGAACAGUGUUUUGGGCUCGUUCGUAAUCAGCCAUUGCGUCGGUGACAACUCCUUGGUGUAUCAGAUCAACUGCACGAAAGGCACGAUGAAGCUGACGAAGGCAUCAUCCUGCUGGCGCAUCGAGGUAGUAGGAGAAAAGCCAUCUGGCAGCAACAGUUUUGCUGUGCAGAGCAUCGGCCACCAAAACUGCCACGAUGCGUUUGCGGAGGAGCUCUAUGAGAAGAUCAUGGGUGCCGCAGAAGGGACUAAAGGGCUGGAGAGUAGUGGAACUGCUGAACAGGCGCUGGUGGAUAUCUCUAUAUCCGAGGGUCUUGCGGACUCGGCAACAAUCGAAGGCAUCCUUGCCUCCAUCCAGCACGCCGGAGCACCAGCCCGCUUUGGCAGCCCGGUAUCAACGAAUCUUGAGACUCUGAGCAAGGCAGAAAAUAGGGUUCUCGGCGGCAAGCAAGCAGCUACCUUGCGGACUCUAUCCUGA